AUGAUCACACCAAAUACAGAAGCUUGUCUCAUUGUUAUGGGACUUGAGUGCAUCGCUGGACUAUGCUCUAGUGUCAUCAUAAUACUUUAUCUCACUCUUACCAGUUUCAGGGAAAGAAGAGUCACAUCCUGCAACUGUAUCCUGAUAUCGCUAAGUCUUUCCAACGUGUGCUAUACCAUUACAUCAUCUGCAAACUUGCUAGUCACCUUUGUUUGGCCGGAGUUUUUAAGCGUGCCGUAUGUUUUUCAUAUUAUCUACUAUAUGAUCUUAUGCAACCUCACCUCCAACUCGUCACUUUCUGCCAUCUUGAGCAUCUUCUAUUUUAUAAAAAUCCAACAGUUUCAGACCAGAUUCCUUUCCUGGAUAAAGAUGAAAAUUGAUACGAUGGUCCCUUGGUUGAUACUAACUGUCCUCUUUGUGUCUUUGCUUUGCGCUUUCUUAUCAAUACUCAUGUUUUAUUUAGAACCGCCUAACAACUCAACCAAUGCCACAACCGGUCUUGGCUUAGAGCACCAGAAACGGAAGCUGCAUUUGAUGAAACCCACAGCCAUAUUAAAUGCCUUACCAUUCAUGAUUUCACUGUUGUCAGCAUCUGGAAGUGCAUGGUUCCUGAAGCAGCAGAGAAGUGCCGGAAAAUUUGGCAACACCAAAGUUAAAGACUAUCAAAGCGCCGUCCACACUAUGAUCUGCCUUGUUAUUUUUUAUGCCUUAAUGUACCUGUUUUAUGCUUUGCAUGUGUUGCAAAUAUUUGCUUUUAAGAGCUGGGGGUACUGGAUGUGUGUGAUCGUAGGAUACUCAUUUGCUGCAAUUCAAUCUGGUCUCAUUAUCAGAGGAAACACCAAAAUCAAAGAAGCAUUGAGACAAUUAUUUAGUUUUAGAUACAUUCUGAAUCUUCAAGAUUGUUGA
Messenger RNA from Rana temporaria (common frog), 906 nucleotides. Its product is annotated as taste receptor type 2 member 40-like. Gene Ontology annotation, biological process: sensory perception of taste; G protein-coupled receptor signaling pathway; detection of chemical stimulus involved in sensory perception of bitter taste. The transcript has a single exon. Gene Ontology annotation, cellular component: membrane. Bases 1 to 906 code for a protein of 301 amino acids. Gene Ontology annotation, molecular function: G protein-coupled receptor activity; bitter taste receptor activity. The record is from RefSeq and is a predicted model, not a curated record. Lineage: Eukaryota; Metazoa; Chordata; Amphibia; Anura; Ranidae.